Messenger RNA from Schistosoma turkestanicum, 1170 nucleotides. NCBI's taxonomy places the organism in Eukaryota, Metazoa, Platyhelminthes, Trematoda, Strigeidida, Schistosomatidae. The record is from the annotation of a GenBank genome assembly.
AUGCAACAUCAGCUUAAUAGUUGUUUUAUGCCUAAAAAUAGAAUCAUGAAAUAUAUAUAUUCGUUAUUUGUACUUAUUAUCUCAUUGACAUCGAUAGAAUCUAUCAAAACUGAUGAAAAUGAUGACAUCAAUGAUAACAAAUACAAUCAUAGUGAACGUUUACACCAUUAUCCUUCGAAGAAUAGCAGAACUUAUCAAUCUAAGAAUUUCAAUUAUGUUUCAAUACAACGCACAAAUACUAAACGAAAAGAAAAUAAUCCUAAUGGGAAUUAUGAACAAAAUAGAAAAUCUAUUCGAUCUAGACAUGAUGGUUAUGCACGUAGAAAUGAAUCUAUCAAAACGGAUGAAAAUGAUGACAUCAAUGAUAACAAAUACAAUCAUAGUGAACGUUUACACCAUUAUCCUUCGAAGAAUAGCAGAACUUAUCAAUCUAAGAAUUUCAAUUAUGUUUCAAUACAACGCACAAAUACUAAACGAAAAGAAAAUAAUCCUAAUGGGAAUUAUGAACAAAAUAGAAAAUCUAUUCGAUCUAGACAUGAUGGUUAUGCACGUAGAAAUGCUAACGUAACGGAAGAUGUAUUCAGAAGAACAGAAAAGAGUAAAAAUUCUAACAGUACAAUGCUUAUAACAAAAAAAACUAAGACAACGAAGAAUUCGUCAGAAGACACAAUCCACAAUCAUUCAAAUGAUAACGGGGAUUUCGGACUUCUCGACCUAUCUUUCCUCUUCCGAAAAAAAUACUCACAUGCAAGAAAACGUAAUAUCAAUACAAGAGGUUAUCAAACAUUUUACGGAAAACGUAGACGAGGCAGCAAAUCUCAUGUGCGGACAACAUUUAGAAAGCGUUCUAGAUAUGACUACAAUGGUCGAAAGAAUAGGAGUUCCACGUUCGAAAGUUAUGGUGAGGCAGACAGUUUCGACAGGAAGAAAAUACGUGAUGUAUAUGACGUGAUUGGUCAAGCUAAUGAGAAGCGUGAGCGUACUAAACUCGGUGGAUACAUCGAGAACCAGCGUCAUGUUGUUGUGUCUGGCAGUAAGAAAGACAACCGAUGGAAGAAAGAUAGUGAUUCUUCUGAAAAAAGUCAAAGUUCUGAGAAGAACACUGGUAAUCAAGAAUCUAAUCAUCAGGAAAACAAUAGAACUAUAAUCACACGUAUGACUAGACAAUGA